AUGCCCACCUUUUGCCAGCUAACCUCCUGUUUUGCAAUAGUGCUGCCAUGGCUAUUGUGUAUCUCAGACUUUGCCUACGCCAACAUUUUCACCUACGGGGAUUUCAAAGAAUCCAACAUAAUACUACUAAAGGAUGCAUCCAUAUAUUCUCAGCGGGUGGUCGCCCUAACCAAUCAAACCAGGCAUUCAAUAGGCCGUGUUCUGUACCCCAACCCCAUCAAAAUAAAAGCCAGCAAUAAUUCAGUUUUACCCUUCAGCACUACCUUUGUUAUGUACAUUGGGGUUCCAUCUAAGGGCAAGGGCGGGAAUGGGAUGGCCUUUAUCAUGGCUCCUGAUAACUCUGUUGCGGGCGCCCAAGAUUCCCAGUACCUCGGAAUCGCCUCCUCUAAAACAAAUGCCGGCAGCAUAUUGGUUGGACGUGAUCAUUUUAACAAUUUCAGUCUGAAAAGUGGAGAGAAUAUCCAAGCCUGGAUCGAUUAUGAUCAUGAAGAAGAACAGCUUAAUGUGACUUUUGCAAUGUAUGGGAUGGAGAAGCCUGUCCGGCCUUUGAUAUCUGUUCCGAAAUUGAAUCUCUCUGCAGUUUUGAAGGAAGACGUGUACGUGGGGUUUUCUGCAUCGACAGGGUCUCAAGCAAUUGAAGAUCAUCAUAUUCUCGGCUGGAGCUUCAGUACAGAAGGUAAAGCCCCGACCGUAAAUCUGUCGGAUCUCCCUUCAUUGAUCAGAAAAAAGCAGACAACUAGAUCCGUAGGCUUCAUGGUUAGUGUAACUGCAGCAUCUCUGGUUUUGUUCUUUGUUGCCGUUUUCUUUGCAUUAGUUAAAAGCAGCAUCACUUAUCAACAGUUUUGGCCUCACAGAAUUCCAUACGAAGAGCUAAAAGCUACCACACAAAACUUCAGUGAUGACCAGCUGGUGGGCCUCGGGGGUUUUGGACGGGUUUACAAGGUCGUUCUCUCCAGAAGCGGAGUUGAAGUUGCAGUGAAAUGCAUCACAAGGGACUCCACUGCAGGAAUGAAGGAAUUUAUUUCAGAAAUUUCCAGUGUGGGUCGUCUCCAGCACAGAAACCUUGUUCAAUUGCGGGGCUGGUGCAGGAAAAGCAAACAGUUGUUUAUUGUUUAUGACUACAUGCCAAACGGAAGCCUGGAAAAAUUGAUAUUCCUUAACCCAGAGGCAAAAACAGAAGUACUGUGUUGGGAACGAAGAUAUGCAAUUCUGAAGGGCAUCGCUACAGGGUUGUUAUAUCUUCACGAGCAAUGGGAACGGAGGGUGGUUCAUAGAGACGUGAAAUCCAGUAAUGUGUUGCUCGAUUCAGAGCUUAAUGCAAAACUUGGAGACUUUGGGCUUGCUCGUUUAUACGACCAUACUCAAAAUCCCCAGACAACUCGAGUCGUGGGGACUGUUGGUUAUAUCGCUCCCGAAGUCACAUACACAGGAAAAGUUACUCCAAGCUCCGAUGUAUUCAGUUUUGGCGUUGUUUUACUGGAAGUUGCAUGUGGCAGGAGGCCCAUAGAUAUAGCCAAGGAUAGUGAGCAGAUUGUUAUGUUGGAUUGGGUGAAGGAUCUAUAUCGAAAUGGAAAAAUCUUGCAUGCAUCUGACCCAAAUCUUCAUGGCUUGUAUGAUGUAGAAGAAAUGGAAAGAGUACUGAAAUUGGGAUUGUUUUGUUCUCAUCCUCAACCAGAGAAAAGACUUGGCAUUAGAACAGUACUGCAAAUACUGGAGGGCGAAACUCCAUUUCCCACUCAUCAAGCUCUUUCGAUUUCUUACGAUGUGAGUUACUUAGAUUAUGCCACUGGUGUUGUUCAUGCAACCACUUCAACAAGUCAUCCAACCACUUCAACAAGCCAUGGUUUUGGGACUGAUUCUGAUCCUGAUGUAGGUAGAUUAGUUUAGAAGACGCCUUGGGCUCAUGCUUUUAUGUUUAAUUUCAACGGACUUCUACUUAUAUGGUUGUGCUUUUGUUAGCAGAAUUUCUCUGUUGUCUGGCUCCACUACUGAGCAGUCGGUGAAUCUCUGUACUUAUUCUCUUUUAAAGAUGUAGAUUAAUGUACUUAUUCUA
Cryptomeria japonica (Japanese cedar) is the source of this 2053-nucleotide messenger RNA. Its product is annotated as L-type lectin-domain containing receptor kinase SIT2. Bases 1 to 1887 code for a protein of 628 amino acids. Gene Ontology annotation, biological process: protein phosphorylation. The record is from RefSeq and is a predicted model, not a curated record. Gene Ontology annotation, molecular function: ATP binding; carbohydrate binding; protein kinase activity. NCBI's taxonomy places the organism in Eukaryota, Viridiplantae, Streptophyta, Pinopsida, Cupressales, Cupressaceae. Gene Ontology annotation, cellular component: plasma membrane. The transcript has 4 exons.